AUUUCCCAGCUUGCUUCGGGACGCUGGGCCUGCAUUUCCCCCUAGAACGCUGGGAGUCCGGCCCCGAGCGGGAAUUGCGGUUGCCGAGGCUGAGUUGCAGCUGAUGCUGAGGGGGCAGUUGGUCCGACAGCUGGUCUCCAUGGCCGGCCGCGUCUGUUUGUCCCGGGCCAGCGCCGGAUCUGGGCCUGUUGGUCCCGUGGAAGCCGCCAUCCGUGCAAAGUUGGAGCAGGCCUUGAGCCCCGAGGUGCUUGAGCUGCGCAAUGAGAGCGGCGGCCACGCGGUCCCCCCCGGCAGCGAGACGCAUUUCCGCGUGGCCGUGGUGAGCUCCCGCUUCGAAGGACUGAGCCCCCUGCAGCGGCACCGACUGGUCCAUGCAGCGCUGGCCGAGGAGCUGGCCGGGCCUGUCCACGCGCUGGCCAUCCAGGCACGGACCCCCGCCCAGUGGAAGGAGAACCCUCAGCUGGACACCAGCCCCCCCUGCCUGGGUGGAAGCAAGAAAACUCGAGAAACUCCCUGAACCCCAAGAGAGGUGGAAGACCAGGAUCAAAAUGGGCUGGGAGAGAACAAAGGACCUUUUUCCUGACCACGCAGUAUGCCACGUAUCUAUCCCGUGGAGAAGACUGCGCAUGUCAAGUCCGCUAACUCGCGGAAAGAGCAGAUUCUCUCACUACAGCUCUUGCCCUGGGCUGUCCUGGAAGUGCUGCCUAAUUGCUCCUUGUUAAGUUAUAACUAAGAAACUGCACCAGACUUGAGUUACAAACAAUUCUGUACAUUAAAACAGAAAUUACCGUA
Lepus europaeus (European hare) is the source of this 792-nucleotide messenger RNA. RefSeq names its product bolA family member 1 (gene BOLA1). NCBI's taxonomy places the organism in Eukaryota, Metazoa, Chordata, Mammalia, Lagomorpha, Leporidae. The record is from RefSeq and is a predicted model, not a curated record. Gene Ontology annotation, cellular component: mitochondrion. The transcript is spliced from 2 exons. The coding region runs from base 104 to 517 and encodes 137 amino acids.